AUGAAGAUCUCUACUUUGGCAUUUGUCUGCCUUGCAGGCUCUGCCAAUUCCUUAAUUGUGAACAGCGGUCAAAAUGUUGACUACGACAAUAAGAAUGGACGCUAUAUUUCCGAAGCCAUAGUCAAACGGGGCGGCAGAUUGGCAUUUCUGAAUUUUGGAUCUGUAACAAUUGACAAAGUGCAUAACGAAGGUACCUUCGUUCAAGCAAACGACGAUGAGCUGACUUUCAAGUUGCAAGACUCUUAUUACAACUCUGGUCUGUUUGUUUUUGACGGGCCAGCAUCUGACGCGACGGAUAUCAGUAUUAAUCCAUCGACCUUCAUCAAUGAGAACGAGUUCAAGCUCACUCUCCGUUCUCCUAGCAUGGUGGAAAUUCAGUCCACAGGGGAGUGGACUAACAACGGUUCCAUUGAAAUCAACUCUUUGCAAUCGUCUGGUCAACAAUCAAUCAAGUUGGGAGGUCGCAGUAGUGCUAGACUGACCAAUAACGGUGCCAUUUGUCUCUACAACGCUCUCUGGAAUCCUUACAGUAUCACUGGAAAAGGUUGCAUAAACGUUGGCAAUAAUUCGACAAUUCACCUCAAGGGUACGGCCAACGAUGUUGGUCCAGAGCAGACCAUUUAUCUUUCCGAGAAGAACUCGCAGGCAAUUGUCAAUUUUGCAGCCUAUAGGCGCCGAGACUGGAAAGGCAAUGGCCAAAAGCCCAACUUAGUGAGAGGUUUCCAGAAUGGUAACAGGUUGACCCUCACAUUUCCCGUCGCCACACUCAACUAUGAUAAGAAGCUGGGUAUUUUGUCUGGUCUCUCAGGAGAGUUUGCCACCGAAAAUUAUGCGUUUGACAUUGGAACACAGUACGAUGCACAGAACUUUGAAAUCAUUGAUAAGCGUACGAUCAUCUAUAACAAAGAGGCACCAGUUAGAGACGUCGAUCAUUGUUCUUGUGGCUUCAUUGAUGUCCCAGUCAAGAGCUCUACAUUGUCUUCUUCAACUAUUUCGUCGAAAUCCAGCUUGGCGCCCUCAACCCAAAAGGGAACCACGUCAAAAGCAAUUCCAUCACAGAGUCUGAGCUCAUCUCUCAGUACAUCCUCUAACAAAAAAUUGUCAAGCAGCUCUCAAAGCAGUCUUAGCCACAAGGCCUCAAGCAGCUCUCAAAGCAGUCUUAGCCACAAGGCCUCAAGCAGUGCUGAGAGAACUCAAGUAUCGACUGAUAGAGUGUCUACAUUGACACUGAACCUGAAGCUGGCUGAAAAAACUUCUGGAACAUCAAGCUAUGUUCUUUCUGCGCUGAGCUUAGAGUCUAAGAUUUGGUCAUCCUAUUCCAAUACGACUCUCAAAGCCUCUACCUCGAGUUCAAAUGCUUUACCUUCUUCAUCUGCUGUAACAGGUAAUUCAAAUGUUCCAACAUCUUCUGUGAAAUCAUUGGAAUCAUCCAAGGGCCCUGAGAGCCAUUCCAAAGACUCAUCAAGCCGUUCAUCUAAGAGUCCAUCAAAAUCCUCUGAGAGUUCUUCUCUGACUGAAGUUAAGUCCAAUGGGGCUACAAGCGUAGCCACAACGAGUCAAGUUCAUUCAACGACAACCUCCAGAUCUCACAUCGUUUCAAAAUCAUCCAGCUCUGUAGUAGUUACCGAUCCAAGAACCUCGCAAGGCGUUUCUCGCUCGGCUUCGAAACCAUCUUCCAGCAAAGCUCUGAUUAACUCGCAGACUUCGAUUAAAUCUGAGUCCAGUAAGGUUUCUAAAGAGAGUUUGAAACCAUCUGGGUCGCCAUCUCUCUCAAAGUCGUCCUCUCAAUUGGCCAGUUCAAGACCAGUUUCGACUUCGAUGAUGUCUCGCCCUUCGGCAUCAAAAUCUCAAUCGAACAUUUCCUCUAGCAUCAUCUCCCGUCAUGUUUCAUCUUCAUCUUCAACUAUUUCUGCUACAUCAGGAUUAAGUUCCAAUUCAAAGAGCACUUUGAAAUCUUCGGAGCUUGCACUGAGCUCACUCACGGGCGCUUCUAGGUCGAGAGGAAAGAGCUCUUCAGAAAGUUCCAAAUUAAGCGAAAGCCAAGCCAAGUCUACCCUCCAAUCGAGCAUGACUUCGAAGUUCAGAACUACCACUACUACUAAGAACAGCUAUGCUUCCAGUUCCUCUGAGAUCCCUCUGAGAAGUCCAACUUCAAACUGGUUGUCAUCUAGCAAAAGUUUGGAGAAGGAUUCGAAGUCUAGCUCAGGAACUGAAUCCCUCUCUAGAAGUAAAUCCAUAAAUACUCCUGCCCUUUCGAGUGGAACUUCAUCUCAAACCCCAUCAUUAUCAGCUUCUUCAGGUGCCUCAAGGUUUUCUUCCGCUGCUUCAUCCCUGAGAGUGAUUGAGCAAAAAUCUGUCUCUUCAACGGAAUCAUCCGCUGCCUCCAGAACAGACCCAACUUCCGAUUCAAGAUUACCUUCUGAAGUUAGCUCAUCGACUCGUGGCUCCUCCUCUAAUCUGAGCGCCAACAAAUCGAAGCCAAAUUCUUCAGUAACUAAAGCAUCAUCCGAGUCCCUGUCUCUUCACUCAUCUACCAAACGUUCACCUUCAAUCACUGGAAGCGCAAGUCAAUCUGCUUCCAAUGUUUUGAGUACCUCCACUGCAAGCUUGACCCAAGCCAGAACAUCUACUGUGAUCAUCACGUCUUGUGAGAAUGAGCAUUGUUUUGAAGUGACUGCUACGGUUGUUAACCCAUCCACUGCUUUCUCUACAAUGACAUCUAUGUCUUCAGGUUCAACCUUGGUUCAGACUAUUUGUGAAGAGGGAAGAUGUCUGGAUUCCAAAAAUGCACACCAUAGUUCGGCAUCAAAUGGUCCUCUCGAUCAUACUGUUAUAACUCAAACAAUUUGUCCCGAGUCCGGUAGUUGUCAAGAAUCCGUUGUUACCCUCGAGGCAAGCAGCACUAUCACUUCUACACCAGCCGUAGCUCCUGUCACUACGAAGACCGUCUGUCCUGAAUCCGGUGCAUGCUUUGAGACAACUGUCACGGCUUCUCAUGAAGCACUCGCUACACUCACAACGAUUUAUUCCACUGCAACUGAGACUAUUUGCCCACCAGCGGGAUCUUGUCACGUAACGCCUGUCACUUACACAGCAACUUGUACUGCUUCUGCAUUGACAGAGACAAGAACCAUUUGCAGUCAAAAUGAGUGCUUCGCAACCACUGAAGUACAUACUGCACUUUCACCAUCUACUGACUCUGUUAAAUGGACUUCUACUGAGGUACAGACCAUUUGUCCAACUCAAACCGUGUGCUACACUACCACCGUAACACAUGUUGCCCCAACCGGUACGACCACUUCCAUGAGUCAAGGCAGUGACUACAAGACACCACAGGCUCAAUCGCAGAGCGCCACGAGUACUACCCAAACUGCAAGUGUCAACUCCCAGGGUACCUCUAUUGCUAAUUUAGGAAUGCAAGUUAAGGCUAGUUCGGCAUUAUUCUUGAUUCCAGUGUUGAUGCUCAUUUAA
This is a messenger RNA of Australozyma saopauloensis, 3471 nucleotides long. RefSeq lists its product as uncharacterized. The record is from RefSeq and is a predicted model, not a curated record. The transcript has a single exon. NCBI's taxonomy places the organism in Eukaryota, Fungi, Ascomycota, Pichiomycetes, Serinales, Metschnikowiaceae. The coding region runs from base 1 to 3471 and encodes 1156 amino acids.